GACAGCAUCGCUAGAAUUGGUUUCUUCCAUCUUGAAUUCCGCAUCAUUCCACAUGGAUGUGUAGACGUGCGAUUCUAGGCGAGCGUCAUUGACAAUUAGCGCUUUAUUUCGUUUAUUUCAUUGUGACUUGUAUCUGCUUGCUGCGAACGUAAAAAAAACGCAUUUGUGUACAUUUUCUGGCUCUAGUAGUGUUUCAUUUAUUGUAAAAAUAAGAUGACUGACAAGUCUUUAACGGAGAUGCCAGUUGCACAAUCCGAGGUAAAGUCCAGCUGGGCUGAUGAAGUCGAGGAAGAGGGAGGAGCAUUGCCUGCACCAUCAGAAGUCUACGAGAAUGGUUUCAAAAUCCUCACUGAAUAUAAAUACAAUCAAGACAACAAGAAAGUCAAAGUCGUGCGUACUUAUAAAAUAGAACGACGUAUAGUAUCGAAAACGAUCGCAGCACGCAAAAAUUGGGCAAAGUUUGGCGAUUCCGUUGACGACAGGCCGGGACCUAACCCAGCCACCACUGUCAUCGGUGAAGAUGUCUUCAUGCAGUUUAUAUCUAGCAAAGAGGAAGAAAACAAGGUAGAAGAAGAUUCUCUGGACAAAUUGAAGAGCAUGGGCGAUAAGGGUGUUGUCAAGUGUCGUAACUGUAAUGGUGAUCAUUGGACUUCCAAAUGUCCCUACAAAGAUACUGUUCUUGCUGGUGGAAAAGUACCAGAUGACAAGAAACCUCUCGUUAAUACAGGGGUACCCGGUGCAAUGGCCGAGCUUAAACCACAGGGUGGCAAGUAUGUGCCGCCCGGCAUGCGCGACGGCGGUAACAAACGCGGUGAUUCGAUGCAAAUGCAGAGGCGCGACGAUACGACCGCCAUCCGUAUUUCCAAUUUGUCGCAGAGCACAACGGAUGCCGAUCUGGACGAGCUGGUGAAGCCUUUCGGUUCUGUAGUGAAACAGUUCCUUGCCAAAGAAAAGCUAUCUAAUCUCUGCAAGGGCUUUGCAUACGUACAUUUCAAACAUAGGGCCGAUGCCGGGAGAGCUAUCGCUACUUUGGAUGGUUAUGGUUAUGAUCAUCUUAUCCUGAAAGUAGAAUGGUCAAAACCGCAAGCUCAAAAUAACUAAAUAAUAAAUUAAACAAUUCAAAUUG
Cataglyphis hispanica is the source of this 1126-nucleotide messenger RNA. It is a transcript of the gene eIF3g1, whose product is annotated as eukaryotic translation initiation factor 3 subunit G. The coding region runs from base 214 to 1101 and encodes 295 amino acids. Lineage: Eukaryota; Metazoa; Arthropoda; Insecta; Hymenoptera; Formicidae. Gene Ontology annotation, cellular component: eukaryotic translation initiation factor 3 complex; cytoplasm. Gene Ontology annotation, molecular function: RNA binding; translation initiation factor activity. The record is from RefSeq and is a predicted model, not a curated record. The transcript is spliced from 4 exons.